AUGCUCGCAAGGAGGGGUCACUCACAAACCGCAUUGCAGAGCGACAAGAAGCUGCAGGACAUCCACAACAGUAACCACUUCUCGACCGCGUCGGACCUGACGCCAACCGCCUCCAUGAUGGGUCAAAUCAGCCCGCUCCUACAGCUACCUUCGCCACCAGCCGGCUCAUAUAACAACAACUACCUUUAUGCCGAUGCGGACCACUACAUUGAUGCCCAGACCUCAGCAUCUCAAAGCCCCAUAAACUCACAAUAUGACAUGUCGUCUUACGUCCAAGAUUUCUGCCUCGGAGAUGUUUAUCCCAGCCCCGAAGGCGACUGUGAUGCCGACUCUCCACAGCCACUCGAAGGAUCAUCUACAUCACCAUCGGCAACCCCAGAAUCAAAGGCACCCGCAAAGAGGAAACGGGAGAACCGCUACAAGAACGCGCCUCCUUCAGUGCUAUCGCGCCGGAGAGCUCAGAACCGAGCAUCACAGCGCGCCUACCGCGAGCGCAAGGAUCAACGCAUAAAGGACCUUGAGCAGAUGCUCAACGACUCAAAACAGCGCAACGACCUUCUCAGUCAAGCCUACCAGAACCUCCAUGGCGAAUACACCAAGCUGAGGACAGCACAAGAGCUGAUGGGCGGCGACCGGAAUACAGCAGCAGCCACAUACGACUUUUCAUCUUUCGACCCCAGCUCGUUUGACCUGUCGUCAAUUUUGGGACCAGCACCCAGCACAAGAGGACUUGACAUUGGCUUGUACGCCUAUCCAGACAUUACAAGCUAUGGCCACAUCUGA
Messenger RNA from Pyricularia pennisetigena, 783 nucleotides. RefSeq lists its product as uncharacterized. Gene Ontology annotation, molecular function: transcription cis-regulatory region binding; DNA-binding transcription activator activity, RNA polymerase II-specific. Gene Ontology annotation, cellular component: RNA polymerase II transcription regulator complex. The record is from RefSeq and is a predicted model, not a curated record. Bases 1 to 783 code for a protein of 260 amino acids. NCBI's taxonomy places the organism in Eukaryota, Fungi, Ascomycota, Sordariomycetes, Magnaporthales, Pyriculariaceae. The transcript is spliced from 3 exons.